GUACCACUCGCGUAUUUAGCUUCGGAGCAGCAAUUUUCGUUCGGCGUAGAAAUUAAAAGGACGCCGCCAUUAUCGAUAACUCAUUAGGACGAUGUACGCUCGACCGAAUGAAAUUUAUAAUUUCGAGAAACGACCGAAACGUUACGCGUUUGUCCAAUCGAGAGCAAUCGAUUAUCUCCUUCCACUGGAUGGUAAAACGAAUGCGUUUACAAUGUACGUAUAUCGCUUCAUUCUUCGUUUUACAAAGUGCUAAUAAAACGUGCAAGUAAAAUGAAACUGCACUCCCGGUCGAAGGAACAUCGGUGCGAGUACGAUAGAAACGGUCAAGGAAGAAGUAACUCGUGCCUCGCUUUUUAGUCUUUCGUAUUUCUUUCAUCGGGUCGUCCCGAACGAGGUCCUUCGAUCCUUUCCCCAAAGAUAACGAUUUCCAGGAUCCUUUCAGAGCGAUUUAAACGAAAGUUUGUCAGUUUAACGCCGACACGGUCGACUAGUUUUACACGCGCUGCAAAUUAUCAUCGAUAAACCAUCUUCUACUUCGCUAGCGUAAAGGAAUAUACUUAAAAACGUUUUACCUUCGCGCGCACACUCGAUUUAUAUUUCGAGAGAAACGAUUAAGAGCGUGACUUCGAAAUAGAGGACAAAAAGGACAAGUAAGAGGGAAAAAGAGAAAGAGGAAGAGAAGAAAAAGAAGAAGAAGAGAAAGUAGUUGGCCGCCCUGCUAAAAAUUCAAACUCGCGAAUUUACUAGAGAAUAAAUUUCCAACUUUCAGUCAGAAGGCGAAUCCUCUCUGGCCUCAUCCAAGCACGGCCAACCUGAAAAGUUUGACGCAUUGUCGGUGAAUAAUCGGAAGCGAUUGUCACGCUACCUUCGAAUAAAGAAAAGAGAGAGAGAGAGGGAGAGAGAGAGAGAGAGAGACCGUGAAAGGGGGAGAAUUUUAAACGCGUUUCUUUCCUUCUCGCGACGAGCGCAUCCGUGCGUAAAUAUUAAUCCGUAAGUUCGUUCGUAACUCAUUUUGCUUGGAUAUCUAAGCAAAUGGCCAACGUUACAAAUUCUGAAUCUAAGGAAUCGACGGGAGCUACGUCUACCCCGAUGACGAUUACCACGGAAAUAGAGAACAGCAAGUAUUUGCCUUCCUCUCAUGGAAGAAUCAACGGUCCGAGAAGGGAAAGCAGCGGAUUUAACGCCGUUAUCCAUCACAAACGAGGCCUCCUAGGAGCUCUUAUUUCUGGAAUAGGCAGUAAUAUGUCGCUGCCUUCUUGCAUGCCGCACGAUCAGGAUAUCUCGCAAGGACACGCCCCGAGCGUAGGACUACCGAUAUCGCUCCGUACGAAUCCAAAACAUUUAGAAAAUCAAACAAACAAUCAGUAUCAGUCCGACGAUGAUCGUCGAAAGUUGCGAACGAAUUAUUUGCAAUUAACGCCGGUCAAUACGGCUUGCGCGUCUUUGAACGCUCUCGACGUCGAUAAAGCGAAAGCACCGAUCUUGAAAGUCAUGCAAUCCACGGAACACGAAUCAAAACAUAAACAUCCGAGAGAGUUGAUAUCCACCGUAAGCAUGCUUUACGCCAAACUGUUGAUAGUGAUAGGAUUCGCGUUGCCAGUUACAGCCAGCGUCAGUCAUAAAGUACCGAUCGCUUUGAAUCAGGGGUUUUAUUUAUACCUCUACCUUGGAAGCGUUACUUUCGUGAUCACCAUGUACGCCAGCAUGCUGAAAGACAAAGCUGUAAAAAAGCUGAUACUGCAGGGCAAAAGACAGGAGGAGACCUUUACCUUUGAUGAAAAGGGUGCACGUGUUCACACCAGCCAGGCGCAACAAUAUGGAAGCUUUUGUUUGAGAUUCGGCGCUGUAGGAUUUGGUGCCGGUUCAUUGGUAUUUACCGGAUUGCAAAUUGGGGCGGAAAUAGCUUCCGGGCCAUUCAGGGCGAUUACACCAGCCGCUAGAUUACUCCUGAUCACAGCUCAGAUGCACUUUAUAUUCCUUAACAGUAAAAAUCUUGAGUUUGCGAGACUCGGUGCACUCGCGAAAUUAGGCCUGAUGCAUAUGAUCGCGACGAAUCUCUGCGAGUGGCUUCAGGCUCUCAUCGAGGAGACACACAACGAGAUCGAUCAACUGGGCCACGCAUACGAGGGUGACGAAGGGAUUCUGAAAUCGCUCUUAAGCGACGCCAGUCCCUUUCUCUUCCCUUGCACGAUCGAAUUCAGUCUGAUAUGCGCGGUAAUACUUUUCGAAAUGUGGAAGAGAACGGACGAAAGAACCGAAACGAAGAGCGAACAUUCGGCAAGAUCGAUGCAUAGACUCAGUAUCGAUUGCACCAGUGCUCAUAGAGGCCUCUUUGGUGGAAUACUUUUAGUAGCUGCUACGAUUUUAAGUUUGAUCAUGUUUUUCGUUUUGAAAGAAGCAAAGCACAAGAUGGCGAUACAACAAGUUACUGCCCUAGAAGCCGCGAUCUUAUCCUUAGGUGUAGCCGCUUCUAUAUCCGGUGCUUGGAAGAUUCGAAAUUUGGAGGAAAAAGUAUCUUCGAAAGCUCCGCGACUGGACUCGACUCUUUUGGCGGCAGCUCAGGCUGGAAUUUAUCUGCAUUGUCUUUUUGGAAUAGUCGGUAGCCUCUUAACCAUGGGUCCGAUGUGGGUGCUGUCUUUGAUUACGGAUUUCUUAACCUUGGUGCAGAGCACCUGUCAAACUUUACUCGUUAAAAUCGCAUGGAGACGACGUUGCACCACUGGAAAGGAGAAACCGGGCAAAGAACUGAUCACGUUCCUCAUCGUCGUCAACAUAGCUCUGUGGACGGUGAAUACCUUGGAAAAGUCUCGCGCCGGUGUACGCCCGGAUCAUCUUCGUUUGUUCGGUGUUUGGGCUUGGACCAUCAUUACCCAUGUUUCCAUGCCGCUCGCGAUCUUUUAUCGAUUCCAUUCCGCAAUUUGUCUCUUCGAGGUAUGGAAGAGUUGCUACAAGUACAGACCGUACAACGAAAACGCUCGUACGCUCUGUUGAAAGGCUGUCCCUGAAUCGAUUCUCCGUCUAUAACGUAGUCCUAGCAAAUAUUUUCUACUACGUAUUAAAUUGAAAAUAUCUUUGGCGUAAAAAGAAAGUAUUUUCUUUUAACAGGGAGAAAGCUCUACUUUCUUUCCAACCUUUUCGAAUAAAAUAAAAACACGUUCGUCGAUCAUUCGCGAUCUUAAACCGUAGCAGAGUUCGAAGCUUUUAAUGUAAAAUGUAAAAAUAUUAUCGCGCGAGUUCGAGCAAACGCAUUUCCACUGUA
Molecule: messenger RNA, 3259 nt
Organism: Vespula pensylvanica (western yellowjacket)
Lineage: Eukaryota; Metazoa; Arthropoda; Insecta; Hymenoptera; Vespidae
Product: proton channel OtopLc-like
Exons: 11
Coding region: 1033-2991 (652 amino acids)
Biological process (GO): proton transmembrane transport
Cellular component (GO): membrane
Molecular function (GO): proton channel activity
Source: RefSeq, a predicted model, not a curated record